Asparagus officinalis (garden asparagus) is the source of this 1097-nucleotide messenger RNA. Its product is annotated as peroxidase 43-like. Gene Ontology annotation, biological process: response to oxidative stress; hydrogen peroxide catabolic process. Gene Ontology annotation, cellular component: plant-type cell wall; plasmodesma. Lineage: Eukaryota; Viridiplantae; Streptophyta; Magnoliopsida; Asparagales; Asparagaceae. The record is from RefSeq and is a predicted model, not a curated record. Gene Ontology annotation, molecular function: peroxidase activity; heme binding.
CAUGUCUUGGUCAAGUUCAGUAGAGAACUUUGGGCUAAUUUUGUGCAUGCAAUUGCUGGGGACUUCUCUUGGUUUUCUUGAUGUGGGUUUCUACUCGUUUACAUGCCCAAGAGCUGAGCUCAUCGUGAGGUCAGUCGUUAAGGAGGCUGCUAGGUUGGAUCCGACGAUGCCGGCUGCCCUCCUCAGGCUUCAUUACCAUGAUUGUAUUGUUCAAGGUUGUGAUGGAUCAGUGCUGAUCCAGAAGCCCAGAGACCAAGGCCCAGAGAAUAGCUCACCGAACCACGCUGGGCUCAGAGGAUUCGACGUUAUAGAGAACGCAAAAGCCCAACUUGAAGCCCAAUGUCCUGGCGUAGUUUCCUGUGCUGAUAUUGUAGCUCUCGCUGCUAGAGAUGCCAUAGCCUUGAGCCAAGGCCCAUUUUAUCGAGUUCCAACGGGCCGAAGAGAUGGCCUGGUCUCCAACGUCGCCGAUGCGGCAAGCAUGCCGGAUCUGCAGGACUCGAUUGCAUUGAUCAGAGCAAAGUUUGCCGAAAAGGGAUUAUCGGAGAAGGAUCUCGUGCUUCUCAGUGCUGCACAUACUAUUGGCACUACUGCAUGCUUCUUCCUAGAACGGAGGCUCUACGACUUCUUACCGGGCGGCAGGCGACCGCUAAUAAACCCGAGAUUCUUGCCGGAGCUCCAAUCCAAGUGCCCGAAGGGCGGCGACAUUUUGGUUCGGGUCCCUCUCGAUCACGGCAGCGAGCGGAGGUUCGAUACCAAGAUCCUCAAGAACAUCCGGACGGGGUUCGCGGUCAUAGAAACCGAUGCUAAGUUAUAUACCGUCCCGUCAAUGAAAGCGGUUAUUGACUCCUAUGUUGGGUUGCCCAGGUCCGGAUCCGAAUUCGAGUUCGGGUCGGAUUUUGUGCGGUCAAUUGUGAAAAUGGGUAUGAUUGGUGUGAAGGUGGGCGAAGAGGGGGAGAUUAGGCGAGUUUGCUCCAAAUUUAAUUGAGGAUUGGAUGGAUAUGUGGAGGGAUAAUCAACAUCUCAAUAAUGUUCAUGCAAAAAAUGGUAUGGAGAAUCGUAUGUACAAUCGACUGUAAUAUGAAAAAAAAUGAAUAUAA